Molecule: messenger RNA, 1885 nt
Organism: Toxotes jaculatrix (banded archerfish)
Lineage: Eukaryota; Metazoa; Chordata; Actinopteri; Toxotidae
Gene: cryzl1
Product: crystallin, zeta (quinone reductase)-like 1
Exons: 13
Coding region: 223-1401 (392 amino acids)
Molecular function (GO): oxidoreductase activity
Source: RefSeq, a predicted model, not a curated record
AUAACAUGGAACCGAAGAAGAAGCGGUCAGCUGAUUUCAAGCUAGUUGGUACAACUGGGAUAGGAAAGUAGCAGUGUCUUCUAUGGGAGAAAAUAAAUAACUAAUAUAUGAAAAGGAUUAUUGGCAACAGAUUUUAUCAUCCUGAGAUCCUCUGUCUUUCUGUGUGCAUAAAGUAACGGUGUAACAGCAUGAAAGGUUUAUUCUGCCGAGCUGGUGUGAGUGAUGCUGAGCCCAAGUUCGUUAUUCAGGAAACGUUUCCGCAUGUGUGUAACCGUGCCUCCACCUGCAGAUAUCACCGCUGCUGAACAGAAGAGUCUUCCAGAGGUUCUAGGCAGCCAUCAGGUCAGGGUUCAGGUAAAGGCAUGUGGACUCAGCCCACUGGACCUCAAGUUGCUUGAUGAUGUUGGGAUCCAGAGAGAUUUAAUUCCUGUGGGCAGGGAAGUGGCCGGGGUCGUCCUGCAAGUGGGCCCCAAGGUCUCCUUUUUCCAGCCGGAGGAUGAGGUUGUAGGUAUUCUUCCCCUGGACUCUCCCUGCUCUGGGCUCUGCGAUGUCAUCGACAUAGAUGAACACUAUUUGGUUCAGAAACCAGAGAAGCUCAGCUCAGUGUGUGUUGCGGCAGCGCUGCGGGAUGGCCUCUGUGCUUACACUGCUCUACACACACAUGCUCGCAUGGCGGCUGGACACACACUCCUGGUCAUGGACGGAGCCAGUUCUUUUGGCCUCAUGUGCAUCCAGCUGGCCUGUUACCACGGAGUGAAAGUUCUGACGACGUCACAUUCGCCACAGAAACACACCUUCCUGGAGCAGCUUCGGCCCAGCGUAGGUGUUCAGGAUCCUUUAGUAGCCAGGGUUAUUAAAGCCUAUAAUGGCUCAUCGGACCUGCUGCCACAGGUUUUGGAGGAGACAGGAGGACUGGGAGUGGAUAUAGCUAUAGACUCUGGAGUUCGUCUGCAGGAAGUGGAGGAAUCAGAGGAGACGAAACUUUUCCCACACAAACACGACAUCAUCAGUGUGCUGGGGGUGGGGGGGCACUGGGUCACAUCCCACCAAGACCUGCAGGUAAACUUGAUAUUAAAAGUGAAGGUAAACCUGGUCAGUCUGCCUGUUUUAACAGCAGUUUUAUCUCCUUUCUGUGUAUUCGUAUUGUUACAGUUGGAUCCUCCAGACUGCAGAUUAUUGCAUUUAAAAUCAGCCUCUGUAUCUUUCCUCAAUCCUGAAGUCUGGACAGCGUCAUCAGCUCAGCAAGGAAGAUACCUCCAUAUUCUAAAGGACAUAGUGGAGAAGAUGUCAGCUGGAGUACUCAGACCUCAGCCUGAGGAGGCAGUCCCUCUCUACGAAGCCACAGUUGCCAUGGAGACCGUCCAACGUCACCAGAAGAAGAAAGCUGUUGUUCAGCUCUGACCGAAAUAACCACAUUCUGCUGGGAUGUAAGACAACGCAUCCCACAAUUCAGCAGCAUCAGUUCUUUUUGCAGUCAAACUGUUCAAUGCAGCAAGUGAACACUUACAGUUAUUGUUUUUACUUGUUAACUUACUUGUUUUUAUCACAACACGCAUCGUAUGGAAGACACAGAGCCUGUUGGCUCUCUGUAACAAGGCUAACACUGAGAAACAGACACGAAUAUUAACACCUAUAAUUAGAGUCUCUGGACAUGUUUGUCUUUAAAAAAUGUCUUCUUGUUUUGAGGAAACCGUUCUAACCACUGAGCCAGUGGGUCUUCUCCAAAUACAGACACGUUUGGCCACAUUUACAUCUGGACUCUGAAUAUGUGUGAUUUUAUGUGAGACUGCAACCCACAUGAAAGCCUCUGCGGUCAGUGUUUGUUUCAUAAUACAUUCCUUUGAGAAUCCAUAAACCUUUGUUUGACUCAGAAAAUACAUUUCAU